AUGCGUUUCUUGUUUACUCUGUUGUUACUAUUGACAACGUCCUCCUCCAUCAUUCAUGUGGUUGUGCACGCAACCAUCCUUGUCACUUCCUCAAACACGACUUUUGUGGAUCAUCCUGCAGCAUUUGGUCCAAGGUUAUCUGAGAAUGGGAAAAUCGGCUAUCUUGUCGAAUCCAAGCAUGAUCCUACCGGUUGCAGCAUUGUCGAGCCACCUUGUGAUGAUUGGAUCGCCCUUGUUCAAAGAGGUGGAUGUUCGUUUAUCACCAAAGUAAGAAACAUGCAAAGGAGUGGAGCAUCCGCUGUAGCCGUCGGUGAUCCUGAACAUCCUGGGCGUUGGAUUACAAUGUAUGCACCUGGCGAUACAUCAGACGUCUUGAUCCCAAGCGUAUUCUUAGCUCAAAGGGAAUACCUUGCUCUCUUGUCUCUUGCAAGCUUGGCCAAUGCACCCUUGCAGGUACACAUGCAAGUCGAUGAUUUUAUUUCAUGGCCACUCAUUGAUGUCCUCAUCAUUGUCAUUGUAUCACCCACCAUCAUGCUUUUCUUUAUUUACAUCUCUUGGCAAAUUCGACAAAGACAACGACGACAACAAGAAUUGGCUCCUUACGACAUGGUCUCUCGUCUUCAACUCAAAAAGUUCAGCCAUGAAAAAGUCAAAGAGAAUGAAAGGGAAGAAUGCGUCAUUUGCUUGGAAGACUAUCAAGAAGGCGAAGAUCUCCGAGUGUUGCCGUGCCAACAUGACUUCCAUGCAGCAUGUGUAGAUGCUUGGCUCACGACGCAAAAGAAAUUCUGUCCGAUUUGUAAACGAGAUAUCUCAUCCAACACUGUGUACAGACCCAACAGCGAAUUUACACCACUCUUGGAUGCUUGA
Lichtheimia ornata is the source of this 867-nucleotide messenger RNA. RefSeq lists its product as uncharacterized. NCBI's taxonomy places the organism in Eukaryota, Fungi, Mucoromycota, Mucoromycetes, Mucorales, Lichtheimiaceae. The record is from RefSeq and is a predicted model, not a curated record. The transcript has 5 exons. Bases 1 to 867 code for a protein of 288 amino acids. Gene Ontology annotation, molecular function: zinc ion binding.